UUGCUCUAUUCGCUUGUGAGUGCAUGUUCGGACGUAGCGGUCAAUUUGUUUCAGUGGUAGACGCCAAAUUCCCCAAUUGGAUUUAUUAGCUGGGGCAAAAUAUAAAUUAGGCGCGCCUGUGGUUGAUUUAUAAUUAAUAGAAAAAAUAAAUCUGAUUCUAUCUAGUGUUAAUUUGUGCGAAAUUGUGACAGCGUCAUUCAAAAAUAAAAAAAAACAGUCUAUAAGAAAAUUGACUGUCGUUCCGCGCAAAUAUAUUCCGUAUUUUAAGAGAAAAAUUAGCAGCGGACGACAACGACGGCAGCUAAAGCAGCAGAAAAAGUGAAAAAUUUGAUGUGCUUAUUUGUGUGUGUGAAAAUUUCAAGUUUAUAAAAAAAUUUAUUUGAGAAGAUAAUAAGAAAUUAUAAUAAAUUACAUUUUUUACUUCUUUCGGUCGAAGAACGGGUUGAGUUUGAGAGCAGAACAAAAAGAAAAUAAAUAGCUAUAAUAAGAGAAUUCGUAAAAAGAAGACUACAACAAUAGAGAGCACACGCACUUGUGAAAGGGGGAAAAAGGUGUGAGAGAGAGCGAACGCGGAUCACGCAAUAAAACGAUAUUCGAUUUUCGGACAUAAAAAAUAGUUUUAACAUAAUACUACUUUUACGUAAUUUAUAAAUAUUGUAUUAAUAGCAUUUUCUACACCGUUUCAAAAAACAAGAAGAUAAAAAUCAGCAACAGCCGAAAUUUUUGUGCAGCAGAUAGCCGUAGCAGAAAAAAUAUAUUCACACAACAAAAUAAUAAAUAUAAAUAAAUAUAUAUCAACGUAUAUAUAGCAGCCAUAAAUAAGCGCAAAAACAGCAACAGCAACAAAAAUGACCGAAGUUGAACAGCAGCCACCGCCACAGAAUGGUAUAGACUUGUCCGCCGCCGAGGAAGAUGAUAGCAGUAAAGCGCGACCAGCAGAUAUUGAGCAGGAUAUGCGCGAAAUGGAGCGCCGCAAACGUGUUGAAGCCAUUAUGGGUUCCAAACUCUUUCGCGAGGAAUUGGAACGCAUCGUGGAUUCAGCACGUGACGGUGGCGGCAUACUGCAACAGCUAUCGGACAUAAUGGGCGUACCGACAUCGACGCGUGUGGGUAAUGUCUUCAAGGCUACCAAUUGCAUGCUGCCAAUCAAUGAUAUACGCGGCGUUGAAUCGAUGGGCUAUGCCAAGGGCGAGAAGAUUUUGCGUUGCAAAUUGGCGGCCACAUUCCGUUUGUUGGACUUGUAUGGUUGGACGCAAGGCUUGGGUGCACAAAUUACUGCACGACUCAAGGUCGAUCAGGAGAAUUUCCUGGUGAAUCCGUAUGGCAUGAUGUAUCAUGAGAUCACGGCGUCUUCCUUGAAUAAGGUCGAUAUGCAGGGUCAGAUUGUGGAGCAGGGCACCACCAAUUUCGGAGUGAACAAGAAUCACUUUGCCUUGCACUCGGUGGUGCAUGCUGCCCGCCCCGACAUCCGUUGCGCCAUCUACAUUGGCUGCACACCCGUCGUUGCCGUCUCAUCGCUGAAGGUCGGCCUACUGCCAUUGACCCGUGACGCUUGCGUUCUGGGCGAGGUGACCACACACUCGUAUACGGGCACACAAAUGGAUGCCGACGAACGUGAUCGGUUGGUGCGUGCACUCGGUCCGAAUUCGAAGGUGUUGAUACUCAGUAAUUAUGGUGCAUUGUGCUGUGGGGAAACCAUUGAGGAGGCAUUCUUUGCUGCCAGCCAUAUUGUGAAGGCAUGCGAAACACAAUUACAACUACUGCCAGUCGGUGUGGAUAAUUUGGUUUUGAUACCGGAGGAAUCGCGUAAGGCGAUUUUCGUAGAGGCCCGUCGUCCACCUGAGGACUUGGAAAAGAAAUUCGCCGCUGCUGUGGCUACGGUCGAGGCAAAUGCCGCCGAGGCCGCUGCUGCUGCUGGCGCCGCUGACGGUGAUGCUGGUGGUGCUGUGGUCGCCGCAAAGACCACUACGGGCGCACCCAAGUGGCGUGUGGGCGGCGCUGAGUUUGAGGCGCUUAUGCGCAUGUUGGACAAUGCCGGCUACCGCACUGGCUACAUUUAUCGUCAUCCACUGAUCAAGUCGGAUCCACCGAAACCGAAGAACGACGUUGAACUGCCACCAGCGGUUAGUUCGCUGGGCUAUUUACUCGAGGAGGAAGAGCUCUUGAAGCAGGGCAUCUGGAAGAAGGGUGAUUUGCGUAAGGGUGGCGAUCGCAGCCGAUGGCUCAACUCGCCAAAUGUCUAUCAGAAGGUUGAAGUACUGGAAACUGGCACACCCGAUCCCAAGAAGAUUACAAAGUGGGUCGCUGAAGGUUCACCAACACACUCUACACCAGUACGCAUCGAAGAUCCCUUGCAAUUUGUGCCAGCGGGAACAAAUCCGAAAGAAUUCAAACGUUUGCAACAACAGAUCAAAGACAAUCGUCGCGCUGAUAAAAUAUCCGCCGGUCCACAAUCACACAUCCUCGAAGGUGUUACAUGGGACGAAGCCAAUCGUAUUAAGGAUGCCACCGUUUCGUCGGCCGGAGAUCAUGUUGUGCUAAUGGGAGCCGCCUCCAAGGGCAUCAUACAACGUGGCUAUCAGCAUAAUGCAGCCGUUUAUAAGGCGCCAUAUGCUAAGAAUCCAUUCGAUAAUGUUACCGAUGAUGAAUUGAACGAAUACAAACGCACGGUGGAGCGUAAGAAGAAGAGCAUUCAUGGUGAAUAUACCGAUACUGAUUUCUCCGAAUCAGAGCCACUGAGUUCGAUGCCCAUCUCAGCACCACAACAGACGAAGCAAUUAACAAUUACAACUGCCGCAGUUAGUCAAUCAGAACCAGAAGAUGUUUCAGAGCACCAAGUGAUGAGAAUAGAAACCCAACAAGCGCCAGUUCCAAGCCAACCCGAAGUAGUAUUGAGCGAUGACCUAGAGGAAACCGCUAAAUAUUCCGAAGAAGAAGAUUAUUCAAGUAGUCAGAUAUAUGAAAAGAUCGUUGAGCAAUUGAAUUCGCACAAUAGUUCGGCCACAAACAAUAUUUCGAAUAUGAACAACAACAGCAACAAUCAAUUUUGUACGCAUGAAAUUCACGAAGUGUAUACGAAUGUUGCUGCUGCUUCAGAAUCGGCCAAUGAUCGCACGCAUCAAUCAAAUAAAGAGAAUUUCUUUUGUGGCAAUACUAACAUCCAACGCAACACAGCGCUAAUUGCCGAACUUAAGAAAGAUAUUUUAUACCAACGUCAAAGGCAAAAAUUACACCCGCAUGAAUAUGAGUCGAAAGAGUGCACAAAUAGGCAGGGCAAUAGUAAUACCAAAAAUACCCGUCCGAAAAGUAGUGGUAGUGAAAAGAGUCCAGGCGGCGUUGGUGGUGACAGUGGGGGCGAGCCAGUGGGUUCACCUGUGAAUGAAUCUUUGGGGGGUGACACGCAACAGCGUAUCAAUGUCGAGUCUAUAGGUUUUCGUCCCAUUCAUCCAAUAGAUCCGCGUUCGGAUGUACCCGAUGUUGUAACCCAACAACCGCAUUUUAGCUACAUCGAUCCUAAUAAUAAUGGUAAUGUUGGUGGCUAUCAUCAAGCUGGUGCUGGGGGUGUGCAUUCCCAUCUUUAUCAUCAUCACUGCCGUCACUACCAUCAGCGCCAACGUCAACAGGCUAGCCCGGCAGUAGGUAUUGUCUCUUUACCGCAUUUCGAACAGGCUUUUGGGCAUUUGUUGGAUCGUUCCGCAAACGAUUUGUGCGCGCUCUGUUAUGAUAAUUAUGCGCCCUGCUAUGAGUUAGCCUAUGACAGAUCACAAUAUCCAGGCACUACUAAUUACGGUUCCAUUGCCAGUACAGCAACUGACACCACCACCGAAGAAGCUGAGAAUCCUUAUAAGAAGUCAAAUGCGUGUUGUACGCCAGCUGUUUGUGACAGUAUUUUUGAGUCGUUGCGUCGACCGGCUUCAAACGAAAACCAUCUCAUUUUCAAUAUACCAUUCACUACCGAAUCGCCUGACACGACUACCACCGCAGAACUUAGCACGCCACGCAAAACUCGCGCUGAUUUGCCGCACAAGAGCAACGCUAGUGGUGGCGGCAGAAAAAAUGUGCAACCACCGACUGCACACAGUCCCUACCGCACACUCUCCCACUUCGGUUUCAAUUCACCACAACGUGAUCCACAGCCCGAGCAUAAGCAUAUACCCUGUUCUACGGAGCAAAAGAAAUAUGUGCCCUUGCGCAAAUCGAUUUCCUAUGAAGAGAUAUUUUCAUCGCCGCGUUAUGUUGACCUAUGCGAGCACUGUUUCGAGAAGAUAGUACGUCUGAAGCCCGAAAUCGCGCAGCAGACACAAAUGCGACUACGUAACCUAUGCGAAUGCAAUGGCCAUGAACCUGGCGGUACCUGUGCAGGAAUUGUGUAUCAACCAUGCUCGGACAACAUUGCAUAUGACUAUGUGGAGUAUGCGAGCUCAGACACUACUGAGGAGACGCUGCCGCCGUUUUCAUCACAGCUCGAACCUGUCUUAGAGGUUGUAGAAGAAGUCGACGCGGAUAGCGCUGAAGAUGCAUGCAAAACUAAGCAGGCAUCAGCAACAACGAGGGCACACACUCUUGAUCGCACGUCCUCCAAUUCUAGUUUCAUUGAGAAGAUUAUGCGACUUAACUAUUCCGAGGAGUCGGCGGACUGGAACUUUGCACCUGCGCCACACAAAGUGGCGGGCAGUACCAAUCUCACUUUAGAACUAGAACGCGCCAUCAUGGAGAAAAGCCAACAAGAGCAGCAACAGUCUCAAGAGGGAAGAGACUACGAUUUGAAAAUGGUAACAAAACACUAUAAUACAGAGAAUCAAGCUGAGUUGGACGUGCUAAAUAGAAUGAGCGCUGUGACAGCAGGUGUGAAUGUGGAAGGCGAAUCGUCGGAUUCACCGCGUCCUCUAUCUAUCACAGAAAUUUGGGAAUUUAUGCAGUUGCAAGAUGAAUCUGAUGAAUCACAGCAACAACAGUUUGCUGGUAUCGAUACAGCAGAUUCAUAUUCACAAUCUGCGACAGCCAAUAUUCCACGCAGUGGUUCCAUUUGUUUAUACUACGAACACGCGCGAGAGAGCAACAUCAAUAAAACGACUGAAACUGCAAUUACAUUUAAGGAAAAUACUCCGCAACAAUAUGACGGCAACGUCCCAUGCAAGGUAUCCGGCGCAACCGUAACAUCGUCUGCCGCAGCAUCUGAUGAUUCGGCAAAACAAAAACGACGCCGCUCCUUGAUGACGCGCGAGGAACGUAGUCGUCGCAAACUCAUCUUCCAGGAGUUAUGGGAGGAUCACAUCUACUUUCUUGAUGGUAAAGAAUUGAAUGCAUUGAGCGAUACCGAAUCAGCAAUUGAUGGGCGGCAAGAGCAAAGCGUAGCUGGUGUACAAACAAGUGACCGAAUUGGUGUCGAUAGCGAUGCUGUCAGUGCUGCUGUGGAGCAAGAUGUUACGGACGAGCUUGCCGAGCGCAAUGAGUUAAUAGUUGUGCAGACGGAAGAAGACAAUUUACUGGCCGGUGUGGCACCGAUGUCCGUACCAAGCACCGUACCCAAGCUACUUGAAGCUGAAGUAUUUAACAGUCGUAGUAUUAUACUAAAGAAUUGUUCUAGCAAUACUGCAUUGAGAAUGAGUAACGAUUGUCCUGAUGACCUGGACAAGACCACCCAAUCGGAGACACUAUUGAAAUUGCAGCCUACCGAAGUAAAACGUUUUUCACUUAAUAAUCUAAUAAAUACUCGGAGAGAAUGUGAAGUGGUGCGGACUCCAACAUCUCAGAUAGAGGCGUCGGAAACUGUAGACGAUGGAGCUUCUUUUUAUUACGAACUUCAACCACGCACUGAUGAUGGCGAAAAAUGUGAAAUUUUCUCCACACCAACGCAUAAAGUGCCCACUCCGGAAUCUAAAAAGUGGGAAAGUUCAGCUGCAGCAACCCAAAAUAUGUCCGAUGCAGUUCAAUUUUCGGUCAACAAAGAACGAUCCGAAAAGUUAGUGAAACCCAAAAUUUUUCAAGUAACAACUGCACCUAUUGAAGCAGCACAUUUCGCACCUUCCCUCCAAGGAGACAGAUUAGAACAAGUUUAUGCAGUUGAAGACGAUCCAUCGCUCGAAUCAACACUACUAAAAGGCUUCCACAAGGCCAAAGAAGCGCUGCCAGUCAAAUUGGCACCCGAGAGUUCAUUACAUUUUAAAUCCAAAAGGUCUCUUACAGAAACCUCCGAUGAAAAACGUUCAACAUCUGCAUUAGCAGCUCAAAAAACAAAAAUUUUCAGAAAGUCUUUUGUAGAAACUUCUCCUAUGCCUUACUUUAAAGCAAAAAAGAUUCCACCUAAAUCAAUUCUGGGAGUUGAGUCUGACAGGCCGCCGACACCUAAGCCGCCAACAACCAACUUAAAAUACCGAAAACUGUCAACUCCUGAACCCCAAUCCACCAUUCUUGAGUUUGAAACAAAGUUAGCAGAUAAAUACGCGCGCCUGGUUGAAGAGAGCGCUUCAGAAAGUGAUAGUAAUCAAUCGGCGCGCACAUACAAUGUCCCCACCUCACAGGAGGAUGCAUUUUUUCGUGAAUAUCAGUUGGACAACACUGUUACUGAUGCUACUGCUGAUCGAAUGGAUAUCGAAGAUGACGAAAAACAUCUCAGCACAAAUGGGGCAAAUGUAGAAGGUGCCAAUGUAAUGAAACACAGCAUAGUUACAUGUGCAGAGACUGAGUCUAAUAUAAUUCAAAUAGGUAAAAGCCCAUUUCUUAGGCUUGAAAACAAUACUGCUGCAGCGGGGCAAAUCCAAAGCAAAUCAGAACUGGAAGUUGCAGAAAUUUUAGUCAAUGAGCUCAGUACAAAAAAACUGGAGCGUGCAAAAGCCGGAAUGGCACUACCUAUUGACGAACAAAAAAUGAAGUCGGAUCACGACUCGGGCGUUGGAAACAUUCCGCAUGUAGCGCGCGUUGCUCAGCUAACAACUGAAGCACUAAAAGAGCCUCCAAGUAAGGUAUAUGCCGCACCAAGAAUAACAAAGCGGCCACGAAGAAAUACAAAUGUGCUAGCCAAAUCGACCAGCCAGGUAGCUUCAACAUCUCUUCAAGCAGCACAACAUACAGCGGAAGAGCUAAAGUUGAUGUACGAACCCAAUCUCGCUGCCAAGUAUGUGCUCUUCAAACAGGAUUUUCCUUCGAAAACUUCGACAGCACAUGCAGUCGAGCGGAGCAGAAAUGCCGAAGAUUGCGUGAACGCAUUUGAUAGAGGCGAAAUGGAAUUCGCUGAGUUACUGGAAUCCGAGGAACAUGAAGAUCUCACCAAGUUGAGCGAAGAAUUCGAAGAACUAUUGCUAAACGUUGAAAAUUUGCAGCUGCAACCGCAAACGCGUGAGGUUGGCGGUGCAGAGCCACAUGUAGUUGAAGUGGAUGAAGUAAAUGAGUACGAAAAAAUCAUAAACGAAGCUGACAGUCAUUUAAAUGUAAUGGAACAAAAAAUCUUACGCAAAAUCAGAGAGAAUCAGUUGAAUAAGAGUGAUGAAAUUUUUGAUAAAAUCGAAGCCACCAUACGUAAUAAAAUGACAUCUUCACAGAUUGAAAUGCUGAUCAAGGAACAGUCACUACUAAAUGAGGCUGAUCACACCCUUGAUGAAUCAAAAAUCUUACACAACACUUUCACUGCAUCAACUCCAGAGCGGAUUUUGUCUGCACACAGUACCUUUGGUGAUUCGGGUGGUGAUAGUUUUGUGCGGGAGCAGAUUUCUGGUAUACCUGAAACCGGUACGGAAGAAGCAGUGACCGAAUUGGAGCCAAAUAGCAAUAGCAUAGGUAUAGUGAAUGCAAAUGAAUCUUCCACUCUAACACCACAAAGUUCGCGCGACUGCAGUCGCAAAUCGUCGGGCUCGAACUCUACACGGGGCGAGUUUUCGCCGAAGGCGUCAUCCUUAGUAACUGUAAAAUUACGGCGUUCGCGCUCACUAACACCGUCUACCGGAAAUUGUGAGCUUUCGUCCCCACCGCCUAAACUAAAUAAGACUACAACACCACCGCAGGAAGUUCGCAAGUCUUUGCAAGCGCGCGACUCUAAAGCUACUCAUACGGAUGGCGGCUCUACGUCUAAGGUAGGUGCACGUACCUUAAGCAGAUGGCCGCGAGCUAGCAGCUCUACGCCGGAAAUGAAGCCGUCCAAACGUAAUUUUAUAUUAGAAAAUAUACGCAAUGUUUCCUUACCGCGACACAGUGGGGUUAGUGGUAAUGCUGGUCCAGGCAGCAGUGUCAAACGUUUACAGGGCAAUGCACAGGCGAUAUUUUGCCAUAAUCCCUUCGAAUCAGUAAAGGCAUGUGGCAGUUUUAGCAAAAUAUUGAUGAGCAAUAUGUCCAACAGCAGUUUUGCCAGCUCGUCGACUACCUCAUCCAGUCGCACGCUUACCAAAAGCAAUAGCCAAGCAAACAAAACAGGCAAACAACUGAGUCCACGCAAUUCGUCGAGUGGUGUUUAUACCUUCCAAUCGAAAUUGGUACGUGGCUCGCCACGCUUCUGGGUGAGUCUCACACAACCAAACGCCAAAAAGUUACAAGCACAGAAGCGACGAAGGCGCUCACAAACGCAUCAUCAUCAUCGAACGAUGCGUAUUGAGCCAAACGAUUCUACAAGUAGUUUGCGCGAGUAUGCGGAGUGGAUCGACAAUGAGCAAGAGGAACAGGUGGUGGAAGAGGAGGAGGAGGAGGAGGGUGAAGGCGAGGAGCUAUAUGAGUAUUUUGAGAAGAAGAGUACUAUGAAAAACGAGACGGUAGAAGAGGUAGCAGGGAUGGACUUGGGUGGUGCCAUAGGGCCACAAGAAAUGUCUAAUGAAAUUGAUACCAGUGUUGAUGCUGCCGAUGGGAUUAGUGGUGUGGAACAUGAGAUUGCCGCUCUGGGCAAGGAAAUACAGCAGCUCCAGCCGCGUCUCGACAACUACAAGCGCAAAAUGAGCGAUUUCGGCGAUCAUGUUGCCAAGUGUACGCGUCAUAUGGACGAUUGUAUUACAGUACAGGGUGACAUUGCCGAAGAGCGGCGUCAGCUGCGCGAACAAAUGGCUUUGCAACAGUAUGCGGAGCAAAUUAUGUGCCAAGUGCAAACGUAUUCGCUCUCUGAGACAGAGGAUUAGGGUGUGAUUAGUUUUAGGGACAUUAGCGGGAAAAGAAGACGAACGUGAGGUUUUGUGUGUAGAGUUUGGAGAGUUUUUAGUGUAAAUUUUUUAUUCACGUUAUUGCAAUAAUUUUUUAAUUUAAUUUUCAGUUUUUUCUUCCAUUUUUUUGUUUUGUUUCCAAAUUUUACUUCGCAACAUUUGA
This is a messenger RNA of Anastrepha obliqua, 9276 nucleotides long. It is a transcript of the gene hts, whose product is annotated as protein hu-li tai shao. Bases 849 to 9092 code for a protein of 2747 amino acids. Gene Ontology annotation, cellular component: cytoskeleton; plasma membrane; postsynaptic density. The record is from RefSeq and is a predicted model, not a curated record. NCBI's taxonomy places the organism in Eukaryota, Metazoa, Arthropoda, Insecta, Diptera, Tephritidae. Gene Ontology annotation, molecular function: actin filament binding. The transcript has 11 exons.